AUGUGUAAAAUUCUUUAUCUGACUCCUUUUUUUUCUCUCCCUUUCUCUUUAAAGGUUGAAAAAAAUGAUGACGUUGACCAAAAGAUUGAGCAAGAUGGCAUCAAACCAGAAGAUAAAGCUCAUAAGGCAGCCACCAAAAUCCAGGCCAGCUUCCGCGGACACAUAACAAGGAAAAAGCUCAAGGGGGAGAAGAAGGGAGAUGUCCAAGCGGCCGAUGCUGAAGCUGCUGAGAAGAAGGAUGAGGCCCCAUCUGAUGGUGUGCCAGAGAACAAAGAGAGCGACGCUCCUGCUGCCACAGAAGCUACUCCGUCUGACAGCACCCUGCCUGCAGAGGGCAGCAAAGAUGGCAGCACUCCCUCGGAGGAAAAGCAGGGGGAAGGCACUGCUGACGCUGGCUCAGAGCAGCCAGCCCCACAGGCAGCCACUCCCGCCUCCUCCUCCUCGGAGAAGCCCGCUCCCAUUGCCACCGAAACAGAAAGUGCCACUAAAGCUUCCACUGAUAACUCGCCGUCCUUGAAGGCUGAUGAAGCCCAAGACAAAGAGGAGCCUAAACAAGCCGAUGUGCCUGCUGCUGUCACCACCACUGCUGCAGAGGAUGCUACUGCCAAGGCAACAGCACAAACGGAGACGGCGGAGAGCAGCCAAACCGAAGAGAAGACAGAUGCUGUAGAAGAAACCAAACCUACUGAAAGUGCCCAGCAGGAAGAGGUGAAAGAAGACGAGAACAAGGCGGACCAAGAAAAUGCCUGA
Emys orbicularis (European pond turtle) is the source of this 750-nucleotide messenger RNA. It is a transcript of the gene GAP43, whose product is annotated as growth associated protein 43. Gene Ontology annotation, molecular function: phosphatidylserine binding; calmodulin binding; lysophosphatidic acid binding. NCBI's taxonomy places the organism in Eukaryota, Metazoa, Chordata, Testudines, Emydidae. Gene Ontology annotation, biological process: tissue regeneration; axon regeneration; regulation of growth. The coding region runs from base 1 to 750 and encodes 249 amino acids. The transcript is spliced from 2 exons. Gene Ontology annotation, cellular component: postsynaptic density; cytoplasm; plasma membrane. The record is from RefSeq and is a predicted model, not a curated record.